AUGCGGAGGCAUCACAGCAAGAAUGCACAGAAAAAAAGAAACAAAAACAGAACACGGAAGAGUCACGGCAUCGGAUCACUAGCGACAGGCGAUUUAACAGACGCAGAGAUCCAAGAAACCCUCAAAAAGGAAUUGGAUAUGAUGAGUCAAAUCAAGGGAGUUAGCCACAUUGCCACGAAUAAGAUCUUUAUGAAGCACGAUCGCCCAAUUAAACAGAGGUAUUACCCUCGAAACCCGGCCAUGCAAGCAAUAAUAAACAAACAAGUGGACGUGGCAGGUCCAGCUGGUUGCAGGAAGCCAACCCAGGCCGCUCCGGUAGGCAGACAAGCGCCAGCCAGGAAACCAAUUCCUACACCGACCACGGCAACAACACGGCAAACGAUGGCGACACCAACAACCAGGGAAACGACCACGGCAACAACACGGCAAACGAUAACAACACCAACAACCAGGAAAACGACCACGGCAACAAAACGGCAACCGAUGACAACAACAACAACCAAGGAAACGACACGGCAAACAACGGACAACGAAGCACGUCCCCUCACGCCCAGGACAACAACCGGAACAAAAAGGAACAAGCUGGCUGAUUUCCAACGACCACAAACAAAAUGGGUAACCCCGCGGCGGCUCUCUUCACUCGACCAUCCCGGAACAAAACGGUUCAAACCAUCAGAAGAAAGUGAAGAGGACUGGGAACCAAAACCGCGGGGAUACGACAAUCACAUGAAAAGGGUGGAAGAAGCGGUCACACACCUAAAGACAACCUGGCGCAGAGGGAACAGAAGAUCUAGACUGGUGGUCUCGGACAACCUCACGACCCGAAUCCGGAUCGGGAGAAGUGGACACAUCCAAAAAACACCGGGGAGACACCAACGUCCUAAGCGGGGGGUGUGACGACCCAGCG
Molecule: messenger RNA, 907 nt
Organism: Drosophila rhopaloa
Lineage: Eukaryota; Metazoa; Arthropoda; Insecta; Diptera; Drosophilidae
Product: endochitinase A-like
Exons: 2
Coding region: 1-897 (298 amino acids)
Source: RefSeq, a predicted model, not a curated record